Molecule: messenger RNA, 2209 nt
Organism: Oryza brachyantha (malo sina)
Lineage: Eukaryota; Viridiplantae; Streptophyta; Magnoliopsida; Poales; Poaceae
Product: pentatricopeptide repeat-containing protein At5g39980, chloroplastic
Exons: 1
Coding region: 46-2085 (679 amino acids)
Molecular function (GO): protein binding
Source: RefSeq, a predicted model, not a curated record
UCUCCCCGUGCACCGCCACACUCCUCCACGACCAGCCAGCGACCAAUGCCGCCGAUCGCGGCCGCGGCCACCGCCGCGCUCCCUUCGCCCUCCUCCUCCCACCGCCGCCUCCCCGCCACCGCAAAAUCCGUCUGGGUAAACCCCAGCCUCCCCAGCUCCCACCCCCUCCGCCGCAAGCCCCCCGAGCCCCAGCAGCAGCACCAGGACCACGUGCCGGACCUCCCCGCGCUCCUCGCGGAGCUCUCCGCCGCGCGCACGGCCUCCGACCUGGCCGCCGCGCUCUCCCCGCACCGCCCCGUCUCCCCGCGCCUCCUCGGCACGCUCCUCUCCCGCCUGCCCGACGCGCGCCGCGGCGUCGCGCUGCUCGACCUCCUCGCGCCGGACCUCCCCGCCUCCGCGCUCCUCAUACCGUACAACCUCCUGCUCCGCUCCGCCUGCCGCGCCGGGAUGCUCCGCCUCGCGUCCGGCCUCCUCCUGGAGAUGCGGGACAGGGGGGUCGCCCCCGACGCGUUCUCGUACUCCACGCUCCUCGCCGCGCUCACCCGUGCGGGACACCUCGACCACGCGCUCACCUUCCUGCCGCUCAUGGAGGACGACGCCGUGGCCCCUGACCUCGUGCUCUUCUCCAACCUCAUCCACCUCGCCCUCCGCGCGGGCGACGCGCCCAAGGCGCUGGCGCUCUUCUCCCGCCUCCGGGCCGCGGGGAUCAAGCCCGACCUCAAGGCCUACAACGCCGCCAUCGCCGCGUACUGCAAGUCCGGCCUGCUCCGGGACGCCAAGCGGCUCCUCCUCCACGACAUUCCCUCCGACGGCGUCGCGCCCGACGCGGAGUCCUACUCCCCCAUCCUCGCCGCGCUGGCGCGCCGCGGCCAGCACCUCGCCGCCGUUUCGCUCUUCACCCACAUGCGCUCCGUGGCGGGCGUCAAGCCCGACCUGUCGGUGUUCAACAUCGUGCUCAACGCGUACGGGCAGCUCGACCUCGCGCGCGACGCGGACCGCCUGUUCUGGUCCAUGCGCCGUGCUGGGGUAACCCCGAGCGUGGUGACCUACAAUACCAUGCUCCGCGUGUACGGCGACGCCGGGCUGUUCGGGGAAGCGGUUCACCUGUUCGGCCUCAUGCGCACCGCCGCCUCCGAUGGCGGUGAUCGCGGUGGCAGCGUCAAGCCGAACGUGGUGACGUACAACACCAUGAUCGCCAUCUACGGCAAGUCGCUGGAGGACGAGAAGGCGGGGAGCCUGGUGCAGGACAUGCAAGCCAAUGGCAUCCCGCCCAAUGCCAUUACCUACUCCACCAUCUUGUCCAUAUGGGUGAAGGCCGGGAAGCUCGACCGUGCCGGCAAGCUGUUCGGUAAGCUCCGCGAGGCCGGCACGGAGAUUGACCCGGUGCUGUACCAGACGAUGGUCGUCGCCUACGAGCGCGCCGGGCUUGUUUCACAGGCCAAGCGUCUGUUGCAUGAGCUCAAAGACUCAGAGGACGUCCCCAAGGAGACAUCCAUCAAAAUCUUGGCGAGUGCCGGCCGGGUGGAGGAGGCCGCGUGGCUGUUCCGCCGCGCAGCCGACGCCGGCGAGAUCAGGGACACAUCGGUGUACCGAACGAUGGUCGACUUGUUCGCAAAGAACCGGAGGCACCGGAAUGUGGUUGAGGUGUUCGACGAAAUGAGGAAGGCAGGCUCUCUACCGGACUCGGAGACGAUUGCCAUCACCAUGAAUGCUCAUGGUAAGCUGAAGGAGUUCGACGAGGCGGCCGAGCUGUACCGGGCGAUGAGGGAGGAAGGGUGCGUCUUCUCAGACAGAGUGCACUUCCAGAUGGUCAGCCUGCUUGGUGCUCAGAAGGACUUCGACGCUCUGGAAGCACUGCUCGGUGAGCUUAGCGACGACCCGAGCAUCGACAAGAGGGAGCUUUACCUUGUGGCUGCCGGCGUGUAUGAGAGAGCAUGCAAGUUUGAUGAGUCGUCCCAGAUUAUCAGACAGAUAAGAAGCCCCAAUGCUUUUGGUGCCAAUGAAGUUCAGACGAGAAGAUCCAGUAUCUCCGGCGACAGAUUCAGGCAAGACAGCAAUGCUGUCACUGAAAACUCAAGGCUGUAAACCUGCAAGUGCUCGUGGCCACUGUAGAAGUUAUUUUUCAGUUAAAUUUUAGAUACCGAUGUGUUAUCAUUCAUCGGUGGCUCGGUGCCGCUUGUUUGGGCAUAGGCCUUUGUAAAUAAUAUCA